AUAUAACAAAAUAAGAAAGUGCAAGUGAAUUUCAUUAAAUCUCCGCGUAAAAUUUCUUAUCUAAAUCUUCCCUCUAAUACAAAAAAAAAAAAACAUGACAAUACACCCGUAUUUCCACUACUUACGCUCAACACACACCAACACCCGCCCAUGUCGCCACACACCGUCACAAUUCCGCCAGUAAACACAAAUGUCCGGCCAACGCGUCCGGACCUUAAACCAAACGUGACACAUGGCUAUGUACUAUUAUGCUAGUAAAAUAUCGGCAAUCGCUUGUGGAACACGUUGCAGACAAACAGUCUUACAGAAAUCGCGCGGACAACGUGAUCGCGAUAAAUAUGUCACGACAUCGGAUGACAGUGACAACAAUGGCGAAGGUGAUGGGUGUCGUGGCGCUGGCGUUGGCAUUGGCGUUGACGAUGGUGUGGCGCAUGAAGGUGCCGGCGUUGUUGUUGGUGCAGGUGCUGGCGCUCUUGUGGGUGCCAGCAUUGAUGGCGCCGUGCCAGGUAUGGCUAUUUAUACGACAGCGGCUGAAAGUGCAUUGGCGGCGGCGGCGGGGGCGGGUACCGCUGUGUCCUUGGGCGAUGGCGUACGUCAUCGUCGGCGACACAGUGAACAAUUGGACGCGUACGAUUUGGAGUUGGGGUUUCAGAAACUCGAGGUUUCAUUGGCAAAAUCAACAAAAAGCACCUACAACGCUUAUAGCAACGGCAAUGCCGGCUUGGCUGCUGGUGACGUGGUACAAUAUGACAUACCGAAGAAUUCAUAUAAGCGAGCAAAUUCGAAUAUCAAUUACGAGAGCUCCGUGCUGGGUUCCGGUGGUAUUAUGUAUAUAAACGGUAGAAUAGUUUCUGGUCCCUUAGACUCCUUGAUAGACGUUUUAGUGCCGAAAAAUCUCAUAGAUUUCGAUAAGGAAUUUAUAUUCUCAUUUUUAUUAUCGUCACGUUUAUUUUUACGACCCCAUGAGCUGCUUGGCAAACUAUUAUCCUCGGUACCUGAUAGCGAGUCGUUAGAAUCAUUAGUCGCAUUAUUGGCCGAGUGGACGCAAAAGUUCCCCUACGAUUAUCGCGAUGAACGUAUGAUGGGCCAUGUUAAACAUAUCGUUGCCAGAUGUUCCAAUACAAAUCUAGAAGGUGUAGUUUCCGAAAUACUGAGUGCCUUGUUGAAACAAUUGACUGAUUUGGAAAGACAUGAAGAAGAUCUACGUGCUUGUCAAAGUACAAUUGAGAAGCCCGAACUCAACAAUUUAGACUGUCCGACUGCAUCGCAAUAUGCGCAAAUUCUCUGUCGGUUGGAGAAGAAGCUGGCGAAGCAAAUUGGACCAGAGGAAUUCGUGCAAUGCAGUAGUAAUGUGCUGCUGGAUAAACAGAAAAAAUGGGAUCAACCGAGCACGUCCGGCGGCGCGCCCGGUGCCCAGGAUCCGAAGAAAACGUGCAAUUUGGAAACAUACCUGGAUUGGUCGGCACGUCUGCGCCUAUUCGUAUGCAAUGAAAUAUUACAGUGCAUCGGCAUACGUGAUCGCAGUAAAACAGUCGAAUUGUGGAGUGGCGUCGCUCAAUACUGUCUACUCGUUGGUAAUUACAACAGUGCGACGGCCAUACUCGAAUCGCUUGAAUCGCCGCCUAUAGCGAGACUGAAAAUAACGUGGAGCAAAUUGCAAAUGACGUGUCAGCAAUUGGAUUGCAUGCAACGACAUGCUGAGGGACAUGGCGAUUUGUGGCAUAAGCAGGCGAGCAUUUUGAACGAGAGUCAUAGUCAUCAUCAACAAAAGACUGAUAUAGCAGCAACAACAAAAUCAACAACAAAAGCAGCAACAACAACAGCAGCAAUGAGUGCAGUGGGUGACUCAGCAAGUGUGUCAAAUCAUCGUACGGCAACAGCCGACACCACAACGUCGGACACCACGUCAGCCGGUGCCACAAUAAAUGGUUUAACGGUAAUGCCAGAAUUGUUAGCAACACCUUCAGCAACACUUCCAAGCAUGGUAGUCGCACCAGCAGUCGUUGGUAACUGUUUACUCGGGUCAAGCAACCAGUUGUUGUUGCCAACAGACGUUGUUGGUGAGAGUGUUGGGGCUGUUGUUGGUGUCCCAAUGGGAGUUACUACGUCGACAACAACUAACACGCGUAGUCAAUCAGGUGAACAGGCAACAACAUUAAUACUAAAACCGGAAAUGAAAGCAAACGCAACAUGCAAUGGCAAUAGCAACAACAACAACAAUAAUAACACGGCGAAUAGCAGCAGCAACGAUAGCACAGCAAGCAGCAGCAAUAGUAGCCGUGCGGCGGGGGCAUGCAGAAAAAUAAUUAAAACGACAACAACCACAAUAGCAACAAUGGCUGAAACCGAUGGAGGCGAAUCAUCAAAUGUAGAUAUGACAGCUGCUGGUGUUGUUGGUGGUGGUGGUGGUGCAGGUACCGGUGCAGCGACAGUGACGAAACCAAAUGAUUGGGUUGUGAUUCCGGUAUUUGCGGAUAUUGUUAAAUUGGCAUUGGCCGGACGCGAGGAAUGCCUGCAGCGGUUACCAAAUGGUCACAUCAAUAUUAUGGCCUUCGAUCGAAUGGCGGCCAUUGUUGGUGCAUUUACCAAGCACAUGCAUGCCGUUAAGUCGCCGCAUGAAGCGCAGCCACCUGGUGAAUAUAAGACAUUCUGCCUGCACAUGCAACACUCAUCGAAAUUGAGCGAAACGGGUAAGUCUGUUGAAAGAGCUUAUGGGCUUACAUAUCAGUGUAUGUGUGAAUGUGUCAGUGUGUGGCACAUCACGGAAAUGGUCAGUCAAGAUACAGAAAUUUUAUUAAAUCUAACAAGAAUUGCAAACAUGCAGAAUACAAGAAUUUCUAACUUGAGAUAACUUAAUUUUGAAAGUUAAUGGAAAGACUCCAACCUUAAUCAGAUUGAUAAAAUGUUAUUCCUAAACUUUAUUUUAUUUAAUAAAAGAACUGAUAUUAA
Messenger RNA from Ceratitis capitata (Mediterranean fruit fly), 2949 nucleotides. RefSeq lists its product as uncharacterized. Gene Ontology annotation, molecular function: guanyl-nucleotide exchange factor activity. The transcript is spliced from 10 exons. Bases 233 to 2851 code for a protein of 872 amino acids. NCBI's taxonomy places the organism in Eukaryota, Metazoa, Arthropoda, Insecta, Diptera, Tephritidae. The record is from RefSeq and is a predicted model, not a curated record. Gene Ontology annotation, cellular component: plasma membrane. Gene Ontology annotation, biological process: Ras protein signal transduction; positive regulation of GTPase activity.